Nymphalis io (European peacock) is the source of this 2314-nucleotide messenger RNA. RefSeq names its product protein jagunal (gene jagn). Gene Ontology annotation, biological process: endoplasmic reticulum organization; vesicle-mediated transport. Lineage: Eukaryota; Metazoa; Arthropoda; Insecta; Lepidoptera; Nymphalidae. Gene Ontology annotation, cellular component: endoplasmic reticulum membrane. The transcript has 5 exons. The coding region runs from base 417 to 983 and encodes 188 amino acids. The record is from RefSeq and is a predicted model, not a curated record.
AUUUAAUUAAGAAAGAAAGGGUUUUUGGUAGAAUGGAUAUAGUUUUCACCAGGCAGUUAACACCGACAUUGUUGUCGUAUUAUUAAAUUCAGCAAAACUUAAGUAGUAAAUUUUGUUAUGAAACGAAGUGUCGUUUUAUAGAAAUAAUAUUUUUUUUCAAUGUUCAAGGCAUGUUCAAAGACAUUUCAUUUUUUCGAAUCGAAGUUAUGUAGUAGAUACUUUUUGAAAUAACAAUUUAACAAUAUUUUAUUUAAGCAACAAUGUCAAAAGUUUAUAAUUCACUAUCCAAAGAAAGUUAGAAAGUCAAAUGUGAUAAUACAGAGAGUUGGGACGCUCUCUAACGGCAACAUUCGCAGCAAAAUUUCCAGAUUAUAUUUUUUUAUUAUCUUUUGUAUGUUAAGACAACAGGCGGUAUUAUGGUGACAGGUACGAAUGGUGCUGAUUACGAGCAUAGGGAAAAAAUAGCGGCUCAGUAUCAAAUAAGUGCAUUGAACAAAUCUCGUCUCAAAUACUGUGUGUUUUUUCACCAUGUUCUGUUCCUGACGAUGAUGGCUAAGCUCGCAGCCGAUAUUCUUGACAAGCUAGACAUAUUCAUACUUGAAAUAGAAGAGCUUCAAAUACCACAACCUCUUUGGUGGGAGUACAUCUGGUGUCUAUCUCUCCUACUCUCAUAUCUUGGAUUAUCAGCAAUCAAACGUAACAAUGUGAAGAACCUCCGUCGAUACGUAUAUGGUAUUAUGGCUAUAGGACUUGGGCCGUUAUUGUACUGUAUGAUAUAUUACUGUGGGGAUGUGUACCAGUAUCUAACAUUAGAUGAAGAUGAGGAUGAUGAUGAUAUACAAAUGUGGCAGGGUUAUCCCUAUGGACUCUUGUGGUAUGCCUUCAUACUUCUAGCAUCUCAAGUACACUUCUUCCAGCUGUAUUUCUCCUACAACUUGCUCAAAGCGUGGCGGGCACGGGGUGCGUACAGGAAAGCCGACUAAAACAUUUAUCUGAUAAGGUUCAUUUUCCUGUUUGAAAACAGUUUUAGGGUUAUGUUUUUUUAUUUGUUGUCUAUUUGUCUCUCAUUUCUGUUCCUUUGUUAUGAAUUUUUAUAUCGACUUUUUUUUAAAAUUAAUUUAUUGUUUUUAAUUUAAAAAUGGAUCAAAAGGUACAACAGAAAUGACAUGUGGUAUAAUUAUGUAUAGUUAAACUGUUUUAUUACUGCAAUGUAAUGUGUAAAAAUACACAAAGAACAAGUUUUUUUUUAAAUAUAAUUUUAUAAAAAAUUUGUUAUGGAAUGAUUGUAUAGAAAAAGAGUAAAUAAACUUGAAAUAAUUCUUAAAAAAAAUUAAUAAAAUUUACUGAGAAUUUGUUAUUAAAAUAUAUUGGUCUCAUAUGAAAUAUUACAUCAUUUCUGCCGUACACUUUGUGUCUGCGGUUUCUAAAUGUCAGGUAUGGGCGCUAUUGCUGUGACUUUCUAUAUACAACUUACAUAUAAAUGAAUUUGCAUUUGCGUCUUCUCUUACUCAUAAUUUAAUUAUUUAAAACAAAUAAGUUGUUCGGUGAAAAUAUCUUUAAAAAUGUAGUACUUCUAGCGGCCUAUAUAUAUUUAGAGUACACAACACUAUUGUGUAUAUGAUUUGAAUAACUAAAUGUUUACACAGUAACAGCCUGUGAAUGUCCCACUGCUGGGCUAAUGCCUCCUGUAAUAUGUUUAAUGACCGAUUAUUACAUAAUAAAUUGUGUAAUUUAGUACAAAAAAAUAAAGUGUGCAACUCAGAAUUUGUGAUAGAAUUCAAAACAUUUUUGCGUCAGAAACGUUGCACAAAUUAGACGUAGAAAUUGUAAUGACACAUUUAAAAAUAAAACAUUUUGAUAAACUUAUAUUUAAUGAUUGUUAUCUAGUUAUUUAUAGUUUUGGAUUCAUGGAAACAGGUUGUAUUAAAAGUGUUUUAAUUUAUCAAAAAGUCCAUGGAAAGCAAUGGUAGCUUAAAAUAUAUAUAUAUAAAAUUUUAUACCAUUUCGUAACUUCAAUACUUUCACUGCCACAAGUUCGCGUGGAUUUUGUUUGUUAAUAAAACAAUAUAGUUUUGUUUUUAAAAGACAGAUUAUAUUCAAUGUUGAAUUAUUAUGACACAAUGUAAAUAUAAAUAAGCGUAUAAAAAUAUUUUAUAUAUGUACUUAAAAAAAAAUAUUUAAAAAAAAUAUAUAUUUAUCAAUGUCUAUUUUAGAUAAAAAUAUUAGAAACUUUAUAUAACACAAGUAAGUCAUAGUUAUAGUUACCUAAGUGUACUCAGUGUGUAAUAUAAUAAAUAUUUGAAUCAAUUUCUUA